Pyrus x bretschneideri (Chinese white pear) is the source of this 3116-nucleotide messenger RNA. RefSeq names its product CRM-domain containing factor CFM3A, chloroplastic/mitochondrial-like. Lineage: Eukaryota; Viridiplantae; Streptophyta; Magnoliopsida; Rosales; Rosaceae. Gene Ontology annotation, molecular function: mRNA binding. Gene Ontology annotation, biological process: RNA splicing, via transesterification reactions. The record is from RefSeq and is a predicted model, not a curated record.
CUGCGGCGGCUGGCGCUUGACGCCUUUUAUAACGUUGCGUUUAGAUAUUUACUCCCCCCCCACCAUUGAUAACAAGAAGCUAGCAACAUAACCACAGAAUACACGAGGAAGAAGAAGAAGUCAUAGUGCUGGUUGUUCCAUCGGUUGAGCCCCCGCUAAAAACCUCACCAAACCUUUGAUAAAAUUGAUGCACCUCCGUCUCUUCAAUCCGCGAUGACUCUCGUACCCAGUCGUCAACUUUACCCGACGAACUUGUUCGACUCGUUCCAGAGCUCCUUGUCGAAAUUCAAUGGCCCCCGCACCCAGUUCUUUAGGUACGGCCACGGUUCCUCAAUUCCUUUCAACAGGCACACUUUCUAUGCCACCCACUCCAUUAUCAGCUCUCCUGACCAAAACCCAGUAAGGAAAUCGAAUUUUGUUGGGAGAAAUCGAUCCAUUUAUCAGUAUAAACCGAAGAGGAAUUUGUGUACGAGUAGUUGGAUUGAUAAAUGGAAUGAAUCCCACGAGCGUAAUCGCCUGAAACCGCCUCGGGCUGUGUUGGAUUAUCAAAGUAGUGAAAGUGGGAAUUUGAGUGGUUCGGGAAAUGGCGGUGGUAGUACAAUGGAGAAGAUUGUGGAGAAAUUGAAGGAAUUCGAGUACGUUGACGAUAGUAAUGAGGGUAAAGGGGAGGCGAGGGAGAGAGCGAUUGAGAAGGGUUCUGUGGAGGAUAUAUUUUAUGUUGAGGAAGGAAUGCUGCCAAAUCCGCGAGGUGGGUUCUCGGCGGAAUCACCAUUAGGGAUAGAGAAUGUGUUUGGAAGUGAUGGUAAGGUGAGGUUUCCGUGGGAAAAGCCGGCAGAGGAAGAGAAGCAAGAGGAGGGUUCGGUGAGGAGGAAGAGUAGGACUUCAGUGGCGGAAUUGACUCUUCCGGAAUCAGAGUUGAGGAGGCUGAGGAAUUUGACAUUUCAGAAGAAGCACAAGACUAAGAUUGGAGGUGCGGGUGUUACUCAAGCCGUAGUGGACAUGAUCCACGAGAGAUGGAAGACUUCAGAGAUUGUGAGGCUGGAAGUUGAAGGUCCACCUGCUCUUAACAUGAAGAGAAUGCAUGAGUCUUCCCUGGAGAAGAAAGACGCAGACCAAUUGCCAGAAGUGAAGUAUGAAGAUGAAGUAGACAAACUUUUAGAUAGUUUAGGUUCUAGAUUCAAAGAUUGGCCCUUAUGUGAUCCAUUACCUGUAGAUGCAGAUAUGCUUCCAGGGUUAGUUCCUGGUUAUGAACCACCCUUCAGAGUACUUCCGUAUGGUGUCCGAUCUUCCCUUGGUUUACAGGAGGCAACAUCUUUGAGAAGGCUGGCUAGGGUUCUUCCACCACAUUUUGCUUUAGGUCGAAGCAGACAGCUCCAGGGUCUAGCAGUGGCCAUGGCUAAAUUAUGGGAACGAAGUUUGAUAGCAAAGAUUGCACUGAAACGUGGUGUUCAGCUGACUACUAGUGAGCGAAUGGCUGAAGACAUCAAGAGAUUGACUGGGGGUGUGCUGCUAUCUCGAAACAAGGUCUUCUAUAGGGGGAAGAAUUUUUUGUCUCCAGAAGUCACUGAAGCGUUACUGGAAAGGGAGAGAUUGGCGAAAUCCCUUCAAGAUGAAGAGGAGUAGUCAAGGUUGAGAGCGUCGGCUAUGGUUAUACCAUCGUUUGAACAAGCUCAACACUUUGGUACAGCUGGUACACUUGCAGAGACUUUGGAUGCAGAUGCUAAGUGGGGAAAGAUGAUGGAUAAUCAUCAUAAGAAAAAAGUGAUGCAAGAAGCAGACAUAUUAAGGCACGCCAAUCUUGUCAGAAAGCUUGAACGAAAGCUUGCCUUUGUUGAAAGAAAGUUAAUGAAAGCUGAACAAGCCUUAUCUAAGGUAGAGGAGUGUUUGAAACCAUCUAUGCUACAAGCUGACCCAGACAGCAUUACUGAUGAAGAGAGGUUUAUGUUUCGUAAGCUUGGUUUACGGAUGAAGGCUUUCUUACUUCUUGGUAGACGUGGAGUGUUUGAUUGUACAUUGGAGAAUAUGCAUUUGCACUGGAAAUAUCGGGAAUUGAUCAAGAUAAUGGUGAAUGCUAAAGGUUUUGAGCAGGUGAAAAAAAUUGCAUUAGCACUUGAAGCUGAGAGCGGUGGUGUCUUGGUUUCAGUGGACAAAGUUUCCAAAAAGUUUGCUAUAAUUGUGUACCGGGGAAAGGACUAUCACCGACCUUCUACAUUGAGGCCAAAGAAUCUCUUGACAAAAAGGAAAGUGUCGGCACGCUCUAUUGAGAUCCAACGACAGGAGGCUCUUCUAAAACAUAUUUCAGUGGUGCAGAGUAAAGUGGACACACUUCGAUCCGAAAUAGAACAAAUGGAUGCUGUGAAAGAGCGUGGAGAUGAAGUAUUGUACAACAAAUUAGAUUCUUCUUAUCCUACUGAUGAUGACGAUGAUUCUGAGGAAGAAGAUGUUUAUCUUGAAACGUACAGCGCAGAAGAUAAUGGUGAAGAUGAAGGCAAUUACUCAACUCAUGAUCCUCACCUGGAAACGAAUUUUCCUUAUCAUAUCCAGAAUCAGGCUUCUCAAACAGAAUUGGAAGUUCCUCAACAAUAUGUGCAUGCAAGGCCCAAGGGCUCACUAGACGAUGAUUACCAAGAUGAAGAAGAUAACUCCCUACAAUGAUGGAAUCAGCUGAACAUAGAUCAAUGGUACAACAGCAUUCAGAAAUAGUCACGAUGGUUUCUCGUCACAUGUACAGAUAAUUUGGGCAGGCCGACAUCUAUGGGAUGGAAUGUAGUGAUCAGCAACCACAGAGGACUUGGUGGAGUCCCAAUUACUUCAGACUUUAUUUACAAUUGUGGAUGGACCAACGAUAUUCGCGGUCUGUAAUCACCUCCACCAUAGGCAUCCCAAGGCUCCAUUAUUUCUCAUUGGAACGAGCAUAGGUAAGAUUACAAUGUUUCCAUUAUUUUCUUGUUGGGAAGAUUUUCUCUUGCUAGACUGUUUAACUGUUAAUUUGGACCACAUAUUAGUUUGACUAUUUAGUUGAGAUCUAUAGUCUGGGAAGAGAACAUUACUCUUUUUGGUAGUACAUCUCAAUAAAAAUUUCCAAUUUAAUUUCUCUUGAUAUGGAUACUUUCAUA